UCAAAGCUAUUCACCAUGCCCAAGGCCGCUACUAAGAAGAGCGCCAAGCCGGAGAAGCGCCGCGCCAAGAAGGACCCCAUGGCUCCCAAGCGUGGUCUCUCCGCAUACAUGUUCUUCGCCAACGAGCAGCGCGACAACGUGAGGGAGGAGAACCCCGGUGUCACAUUCGGCCAGGUCGGCAAGAUCCUCGGUGAGCGCUGGAAGGCUCUCAGCGAUAAGCAGAGGGCGCCAUAUGACGCCAAAGCUGCUGCCGACAAGAAGAGAUACGAGGACGAGAAGGCUGCUUACCAGGCUGGCGGCGACGAGGAUGAGUCCUCUUGA
Messenger RNA from Pyricularia pennisetigena, 321 nucleotides. RefSeq lists its product as uncharacterized. The record is from RefSeq and is a predicted model, not a curated record. Lineage: Eukaryota; Fungi; Ascomycota; Sordariomycetes; Magnaporthales; Pyriculariaceae. The transcript has 2 exons. Bases 16 to 321 code for a protein of 101 amino acids.